CACAGACUGUGAGAUCAUGACCUGAGCUGGUCAGACACUUAACCGACUGAGCCACCCAGGCACCCCUAGUCAAGGGACAUUUAUAGAAUGGGAGCAGGGUUGAGGGAACCAAGAAGGGAUGGUGAAGCAACCUGAGACUAGCAACAGCAGGACGAUAUGACCCCUAGGCUUGAAGGGCCAGGGGAAGAAGUGGUGUAUCCCACACGGGGAGAGCUGGAGCCUGGGAUGAGGGAGGGGUUACCUGGCAGGAACUCUGCCAUAGAGGAAUGCAGCUACUGGAGUCAUUCAUGGUGCUGUCUUUCUGCUGGUGCCUUCCAUUGGAACUCCCACUGGAAUGCCAACGACAUGGCUUAGGUAAUGCAGUUCUUAAGAGGUCAGCCUCUUGGAGUUUGGAACAGGCUCAAGAAAAGUUGGGGAUGGAUUGGAUGGUGAGGGUGUAUUUAAAGGGAGAGUAACACAACAGAUGACUUACUGUCCCUUUCUGGUUACCUCCUGGGGUUAAUCUUUUAUGCCUGUUCCUCUAACCUGUUUUAAUUAAUUUAUCUAUCUAUCUAUCUAUCUAUCUAUCCUUCCACCCUAAGCAUUUAGUGUGUACAGGAUCUUUGUUAGCCUCAGGGAAGCUAUAGAAAUAAAAGUGCUUGUCCUUAAGGAACUCACAGUUUAUGCUUGAUGUUCUCAGUUCUGCCUCAGCAAUGAGAUCUGGUGUUCCCUGUCAAUUUCUGUCCUCCUUCAUUAUUCUCAGAAAAUGGUAGACCCCUGCCAAUAAGCAUUUCAAAGAGCACUGUAUCAGUGAAGGCUCUUUCAUUUACAAGAGAGAGAAAACCUCCUAACUCAAAUUGGCUUAGGCAAAACAACAACAAACAAACAAACAGUGGCAUUUAUUAGCUCAAGAACGCAAAGGCCCUAGGGUAUUCUGGCUUUAGGCUUUGAUUCAGAGGUCUGAUUGCUUUCCUCCAAGGUGGCCUUGUUGUCGGGUUCCAUGAAGUGGACAGAUUGCUGCUCUUUCUGGUAGAGAAAAUGGAGGACCUUUCCCCUCCCAGACCCAGCAAAAGUGUCCUUGCAUCUCUGAAUCAUUCCAAGAUGGGACUGUGACCUAUCAUGAAAGCGAGGACACUGUGACACUGCAAAGGGCAAGAAUGAGUCAUAUGCUCACCCUGGAGUGGGGAAGGGGGCAGUUCUGUGCCAAUGGAAGGCCACAUACUAGGAGGAGGUGGAUGCUAGCUGAUAAAUAGGAAAAAAACCCAAGGGGAUAUUAAAGGCAGAGUCAAUAUACCUGAACCUGUUAUGGAUAAGAUAUUCGAAUUAUUUUAAAUCACUCACAUUGAAGCCUAAACUAGACCAGAGAUACUUAGGAUUUUUAGACUUUAAUUUUGUCUCCUAAAUGCCCCUGCCUAUUCAUGCCUCUCUUUCCCACCCUCACCUUCUCUCCUUUACCAAGAAACUAGAACACAAAAGACCAACCCACUCUACACAAAAGAUGCUUUAAUGUAGUACCUUUAAAAGAAAAAAAAGGUUUCACUGUACUAUUUGUGUAGAUUCAGCUUAUAGUAAGAAAUCAGGAGAUAGAGGGUCCAUUUACUAGUCGACUGUUGUUUUUUCAGGCUCUUUGAUACAGAAAUCUAAUUUUUUCACUCACAAUCAAUUUGGCAUUAAAAGAUCCCGUAAUUUGGUCCCAUUAGUCACGCACUUUUAUCUUGACUUCAGAGUCAGACAGAAAUUCUAGCUCAUACAUUUAAAGAACUGUAGGCACUUGGUCAAAUCAGUCAUCUCAAUUUCUUCAUUGGAAAAGAGAGUAGUAUCAUCUGCUAAAUAUUUUCUUUCUCUCUUAUAUAUCCUGUCUGUCUGUUUAUCUACUUACCUACCUAUCUGUCUCCUCUAAACAAGCAUGUAUACAAUCUCUCAUUUAAUCUUCCCAACAACCCUGUGAAGGCUAGAGGGUACCUAUUUUACACACCAGGAAACAGGCUGAAUGAAAGAAGUAACAAGCUAAGCUUGUGUUGAGACCUUUGGUGUUGGAGGAGCUGGGAUUUGAAACCAGAUGGAGCAGAUUAAAAGGGCAAAUAAACUGUUUACAAAUGAUUGUAUAUUUCUGAAGAAAACUUUGAACAUCCCAGUUAUAUCAGAGAAGCCUUUGUUGUUUAAUGGACUUAACUCAAUAGAUUCUCCAGAAAAUGAAACUGUUGAUAGCGGUUUUUCUCAUGAAGAAGAGCCAGCAGCAGCUGGAGAAGACCUCUCUCCUUCCAGUCCUCAAGAAUCUGAUGUUCAGCCUGUACAACCUGAAGAAGUGUCAGCUAGAGAUUUCCUGCAGAGACUAGACUUGCAGAUUAAGUUGUCAACACAGGCAGCCAAGAAACUAAAAGAAGAGAGCAGAGAUGAAGAAAGUCCUUAUGCAGCUUCCCUCUAUCACAGUUAGAUGAUCAGGGACUAUAAUCUAACCUGGAUUAAAAGGUGGUUGGAUCAUGAAGAAACCAACAACUAAAAAUUCAAAAGCAUAUACAUCCUUAAAUCACAACCAAAUAGUUUCACCUACUGCAAUUGCACUGACGUGAUUAUUUCCUCUGGCUUUCUAUGAUUUUAAGUCUUUAUUAUGGCAUGAGAGCAAAAUCGUAUCCUAAAGAUCAUCACUUUUGUAGGUGAUGGUAGUUUUUAGACUAGUUUUUGUAAAUACUAGUUAACAUAAAGCAUCAAAGACUAUAUACAUAUUCAAGCUGAAAACAGUGUUUAUCUUCUGAAAAAUCCUAAUGAUGUGAAAUAUAUGGUUGCUGUUUAAGUGAUGCUGAUUUUGCUAUGUGUUUAUAAAUUAAGUGCUGUAUAUAUAUAUAUAUUUCAAUAUGUAUUACAAUAUUCUGUAUUAAUAUAAAGAACCAAAUUUUGUCUGCUAUUUUGUAAAAAUAAACUACAAAAGCCUGAAUGAGAAAAUAAACUAUGUUUUCAUA
This is a messenger RNA of Herpailurus yagouaroundi (jaguarundi), 2936 nucleotides long. RefSeq names its product LysM domain containing 2 (gene LYSMD2). The record is from RefSeq and is a predicted model, not a curated record. Bases 2039 to 2413 code for a protein of 124 amino acids. NCBI's taxonomy places the organism in Eukaryota, Metazoa, Chordata, Mammalia, Carnivora, Felidae. The transcript is spliced from 3 exons.